Daucus carota subsp. sativus is the source of this 3102-nucleotide messenger RNA. RefSeq names its product beta-galactosidase 3. The transcript is spliced from 19 exons. The record is from RefSeq and is a predicted model, not a curated record. NCBI's taxonomy places the organism in Eukaryota, Viridiplantae, Streptophyta, Magnoliopsida, Apiales, Apiaceae. Gene Ontology annotation, molecular function: carbohydrate binding; beta-galactosidase activity. Gene Ontology annotation, cellular component: cell wall; vacuole. Gene Ontology annotation, biological process: carbohydrate metabolic process. Bases 90 to 2645 code for a protein of 851 amino acids.
GACCAGUACUGUAAGCAAGUAGUCAAAGUGCUGGUCAGUUGGAGUGAGGGGCUGUCUGAAGAAAAUAGAGACACUCCUCAAGCUCAACUAUGGGAAGCAUCUCAGUGUUGAAUUUGUUGUUGUUGGCUUUGUGUUUAGGUUUUGAGGUGGUUCAGUGUAGUGUGAGCUAUGACAACAAGGCCAUUGUCAUCAAUGGUCAAAGAAGAAUCCUCUUUUCUGGGUCCAUACAUUACCCCAGAAGCACCCCUGAGAUGUGGGAAGAUUUGAUACUUAAGGCUAAAGAUGGGGGCAUUGAUGUCAUUGAGACUUAUGUGUUCUGGAAUGGUCAUGAGCCUUCUCCUGGCAAUUAUAAUUUUGAGGGAAGGUAUGAUCUAGUUAGGUUUCUAAAGACAGUGCAGAAGGCAGGGCUCUAUGCGAAUCUUCGAGUUGGGCCUUAUGUCUGUGCUGAGUGGAAUUUUGGCGGUUUUCCUGUUUGGCUAAAGUAUGUUCCAGGCAUUAGCUUCAGGACAGACAAUGAGCCAUUUAAGAAUGCUAUGAAAGGAUUUACUGAAAAAAUUGUCAAUUUGAUGAAGAGCGAAAAACUGUAUGAGUCUCAAGGAGGCCCUAUUAUUCUCUCUCAGAUUGAGAAUGAGUAUGGGCCACAAAGUAAAAACCUUGGAUCUGCUGGACAUGACUAUAUGACUUGGGCUGCUAAGCUGGCAGUGGGAAUGGAUACAGGAGUCCCAUGGGUAAUGUGCAAAGAGGACGAUGCACCGGAUCCAGUGAUUAAUACAUGUAAUGGAUUCUACUGUGAUGACUUCUCCCCAAAUAGACCCUACAAACCUACAAUCUGGACAGAAGCCUGGAGUGGAUGGUUCACCGACUUUGGAGGCCCAAUCUAUAAGAGACCAGUUCAGGAUUUGGCAUUUGCUGUUGCUCGAUUCAUACAAAAGGGAGGAUCAUUUGUUAAUUACUACAUGUAUCACGGUGGCACCAAUUUUGGACGCACUGCGGGUGGCCCAUUUAUCACUACAAGCUACGACUAUGAUGCUCCACUCGAUGAAUAUGGUCUGAUCAGACAACCAAAAUAUGGUCAUCUGACGGAACUUCACAAGGCUAUUAAGCUGUGUGAAAAAGCUUUGAUUGCCACAGACCCUACUGUUACUUCUUUAGGAAGCCAGCAAGAGGCUCAUGUAUAUUCUGCAAAAACUGGAGAUUGUGCAGCUUUUCUCUCAAAUUAUGAUGUGAAGUCCGCUGCUAAAGUAUUGUUCAAUGAUAAGCACUAUAAUCUGCCACCUUGGUCAAUCAGUAUCCUUUCCGACUGCAAGAACGUAGUCUUCAAUACUGCUAAGGUCGGAGUUCAGACAUCACAAAUGGAGAUGUUACCAAGCAACGUUGAUAUCAACUCGUGGGAGACCUAUAAUGAGGAUAUAUCUUCUAUGGAAGAUAGCUCUGCAUUUACUACAUCUGGUCUCUUGGAGCAAAUUAAUGUCACUAGGGAUGCUAGUGAUUACCUAUGGUAUAUAACCAGUGUCGAGAUUGCUUCAUCUGAAUCCUUCUUGCAUGGUGGUGAGCUCCCUACUCUCAUAGUGCAGUCGACAGGGCAUGCUCUUCAUGUGUUCAUAAAUGGAGAACUUUCAGGCUCUACUUUUGGAACAAGAGAAAACAGGAGAUUUUUAUACAAAGAAAAGGUCAACCUCCGUGCUGGAACAAACAAAAUUUCAUUGCUCAGUGUCGCUAUUGGGCUGCCGAAUAUUGGUGGACAUUUUGAAACGUGGAAGACUGGAGUGUCCGGUCCAGUUGCUCUGCAUGGUCUUGAUCAGGGAAAAUUGGACUUAACAUGGCAAAAAUGGACCUACCAGGUCGGGCUAAAGGGAGAGUCCAUGAAGCUUGACUCUCCAAAUGGUGUUUCUUCUGUUGACUGGAUACAAGGGUCAUUGAUCACACAAAAGAAUCAACCACUAACAUGGCACAAAGCUAAGUUUGAUGCACCUGAAGGAGAUGAGCCAUUGGCUCUAGACAUGAAAAGUAUGGGCAAAGGUCAAGUAUGGAUUAAUGGUCAAAGUAUUGGUAGGUAUUGGACUGCAUUUGUCAGUGGUAAUUGCAAUGGAUGCAGUUAUCCCGGCACUUACCGGCCAUCAAAGUGUCAAGUUGGUUGUGGUCAACCCACCCAGCAAUGGUAUCAUGUCCCUCGAUCUUGGUUAAAACCAACACAAAAUUCUAUAGUACUUUUUGAAGAACUGGGAGGUGAUCCCACUAAAAUUUCCCUUAGGAAGCGAUCAGUCACAGGUGUUUGUGCCGAAAUAUCUGAGUAUCAUCCAAAUAUAAGAAAUUGGCAAAUUGACAGCUAUGGGAAAACACAAGAAUUUCAUAUGCCUAAACUUCACUUGGGAUGUAACCAGGGCCAGUCAAUUACUUCCAUUAAGUUUGCAAGCUUUGGAACCCCCUCGGGAACUUGUGGAAGCUUCCAGCAAGGAACUUGCCAUGCUUCAACCUCUCAUGCCACCUUAGAAAAGAAGUGCAUAGGCAAGCAGAGAUGCGCUGUAGCCAUAUCGAACACCAACUUUGGGCAUGAUCCUUGUCCAAAUGUAUUGAAGAGGUUAUCAGUUGAAGCCAUAUGUGCCCCUGUGACUUCUACAACCACUCAGUCCAACACAAGAGAUUAAUACAGUGAUGAAGAGAAAACUGUGUAUGUAUCCAACAACCAUGAACAACUGAGAAAAGGUACAGUAAAUGUUGAGUGAUUAAAGUCAGACGUCUUAGAGUUAAAUAUUAAUAUAGGCACCGUCUUAGGAUAUCUGUGUAAAUCAGCGAUUGGUAGGUUUAUACAUCUGGGGAUCUUGAAUGUGAUCCCCAGAAUGUGUUUCAUCACUGGUUUCUGGCCUUUUAACCAGAGCCGAGGAACCAGGAAUUUUUUAGGCAGUCGUGUGAUGUGUCAAGUUUUGGGGAAAUUAAGCAUUUAAGCCCCAUUCAGGUGAAUAUUAGGUGUGGAUCCUAAUAUGUCCAUUUUUUUUUUUUUUGCUUGGGUGUUAUUCUUUGUUUUAACUGAACCUCUCAUGUUGUCCAGGUUGCAGACUACUUGUUUUGUCUAAUAAAUAUAAAUCACACAUCAAGUUGAGUCCU